Molecule: messenger RNA, 432 nt
Organism: Capsicum annuum
Lineage: Eukaryota; Viridiplantae; Streptophyta; Magnoliopsida; Solanales; Solanaceae
Product: biogenesis of lysosome-related organelles complex 1 subunit 2
Source: RefSeq, a predicted model, not a curated record
CAGGAAACCAACAAUUUACUUGGACUUGUGGAGAAAAUGAAUACCAGAGUUGCUGAAGAAUAUAAAGGUUUUGGAGAUGUGGCUUCAGGAUUGAGGAUCUUUGUGGAGCAAUUGAAGUCUAAGAGUGGCAGCUUUGAUGAGUAUGUUCAACAGAUUGACACAAUAGAACAGCAAGUAACAGAACUCGAAGCUGUAAUUUCGAUGCUUGAUAAGUAUGUUUCCUUGGUGGAAUCCAAGGUGCAAUCUGCCUACCAAAUUCCUCCACCUUGAAUCAACAGUGUUAUCUUCUUUUUGUUUCUAUUGCAAUAACAUAAAAGCUGUUUCUGGAUUGAAUUAAACUUGAUUUUAAUAUGUGAUCAAGCAACACCAUACAGAUAACAAGAAAUUCAUGUACCAACUACUAUCUCAAAUGGAAGGAGGAUAUUUGAAUGA